This is a messenger RNA of Trichosporon asahii var. asahii CBS 2479, 2901 nucleotides long. RefSeq lists its product as uncharacterized. Lineage: Eukaryota; Fungi; Basidiomycota; Tremellomycetes; Trichosporonales; Trichosporonaceae. Gene Ontology annotation, molecular function: protein binding; phosphoric diester hydrolase activity. The coding region runs from base 1 to 2901 and encodes 966 amino acids. The transcript has a single exon. The record is from RefSeq and is a predicted model, not a curated record. Gene Ontology annotation, biological process: lipid metabolic process.
AUGCGCAACAAUUCGUCGGAGAACACGGUCAAGUCGCCCGAGUGGGCGAGUCUGGAGGAGGGGUGGCGUCUGUUCGAGCGUGAUCUCGGCAAGCUGCAAGGGUUCAUCGAGAUCAACGCCACGGGAUUCCGCAAGAUCCUGAAGAAGUGGGACAAGCGGUCAAAGUCGAACACGAAAGAGCUCUACCUGGAGCGCCAAGUCGAGGUGCAGCCGUGUUUCAACCGCGAAUUUAUUGCCAAGCUGUCCGACAUUGUCGCCGCCAACCUGCUUGACAUGGAGACGGAUCCGGACCAGAUUGCCGAGUUGUUCGCCGAUCUGCCGCUGCCGAACGAAGAGUCAUUCGACCGCGACGACUAUGAUACGCAGGCGGGCGAGGCGGUUACGAACGACGCGCUGCUGGACGCCGAGGCCAACCUCCCGAACGUGAUCGACGCGGGCCGCGAUGCUGUCGCCAAGUGGAUCAAGCAGAUGUACAAGAUCCGGGCGAAGCGCAACCCCAAGUCGCACGACCGCGCGAUGCGCAUUCUGUGGCGCGCGGCGUUCAGCGUACCGGACGACUACCUCGACCUCGUGUUCGCCCAGCCACUCGACUACAAGUACGUCGACAUUAUCAACAACCGCGACCCGAUGCACCAGGGCUGCAUUGUCGGCUCGCUCAAGGUCGUCGAACUGUGCAUCCAGAAUGCGCCCGAGUUGAUGGAGAUUGGCGACGCGUACAACCGGACGCCGUUGCACUACGCCGCGAUGAACGGGCACCCGUCGAUCGUGCAGCUGCUGCUCGACCACGGUGCGGACGCGAACAAGACGGACAUGGAUGGGUACACGCCGCUGAUGCACGCAAUCACGCAGGGACACCUCGAGGUGAUCCGAAUAUUCGUCGGGCGCGACAUUGACGUCGAGCCGACAAAGAUGUCGUCCGACUUGAUCCCGCUCUCGCUCGCGUGCCAGUAUGGGCAUGUCGAGGUCGCGCGGCUACUGCUGAAGCGGGGUGCGACCAUCCGACCAAACUCGGAGGGCCUGUACCCCAUGCACUUUGCGGCCAAAGCGGGGCACGCGGACAUCUGUCGUCUGCUUGUCGAGGAGGGCGGGCCGGACGGCGGCGGCAAGGACAUGGAGGACAAGUACAACCAGUGGACGCCGCUGCACCACGCCGCUGUCGGCGGGCGGCCGCAGCAUAUCGAGUGUAUCAAGAUCCUCGUCGAGGCGGGGUGCAACGUCAACGCCCUCGAUGAGUAUGGCAAGUCGCCCGGGUGGUACGCGGCGUGGUUUGGCCAGGUUGAGAUUCUGAAGUAUCUGAUCUCGGCGGGUGCCAAGCUCGGCAUGGACCCGACACAUAUGGAGAACCUCGGCCUGGCGGCAGACCCGCAGAUGGACGCGCUAUCGCCGGGCUCAGACCUGGACCUGGACGCGCCAAACGACGACUUUGAGAUUAUCCCGUCGCUUUCGCUCCCGCCGCCAAUCAUGCCGUUGCGCGUGUACGGCCACGAGUUCCUCGCGAAGCGGUGUCUCGUGCAGGUCUCGCUCGGACACCCGUUCACGCACGGCCGCGAGAAGACGCCGCCGAUCAAGCUCUACUCGCGCAGUGGCGAAGACUCGUCGUCGCUGCACCUGUGGAGCUCGCUCAAGCUCGUCAUGGCGAGUCGCACGGACACGUCUGUCGUGCCGCACAGCGUGAUCCUUCCUCUGGCCGACUCUCGCGAGGUCUUUUCGUUCCAGGUGCAAAGCCUCGAGCGGUUCUCGCUCGAGCUGUCUCUCUACCCCACGUUCGGGAGCAAGGUCAUCGGGCGCGCUAUCAUCCACCCGGAGACAUUCUCGCACAUCCAGAACCGCAAGUGCUACACGGCCUACCUCGUCGACCACCACCUCAAAACGAUUGGCGAGGUCGCGUUCGAGAUCAGCUGCAUCAAGCCGUUCGAGGGCGCACAGCUCGAGAUUGGCGGCCGCGUUGAGACGUACUGGAAGAGCAAGGUGACGCCGUCAAACCCAACGCAGGACCACGCGCACCAGUUCCAGUCGCACCGGCCCGUCGACGUGUCGUCCAUGUCGCCUGCCGUGCGCCCGAACACAAUCUCGGUGCCGUCGCAGCAAGAGUCGGCGCUGCUCACCGCCUCCUCGCUCUCCGGCGACUACAUCCGGCUCGACGUGCAGGUGACGCGCGACGGUGUGCCCGUCAUCUACCAGGACUGGGCGCUGCCUGUGCCGGGGCUGGACGUGGGUGUGUCCAACGUGACGUAUGCGCAGUUCCAGGCGCUGGCCAAGGCGCACGGCCGCGAGCUCGGCCCGGAGCGCCCCUCUGGGCCCGCAGAGUGGUACACGCUCGUGUCGCGGUGCAUGACCUCGCUCGAGAGCCUGCUGCAGGCGAUCCCCGCCGACGUGGGCACAAAUCUGUGCCUGCGGUUCGUGCGGCAAUUCGACGCGCAGCGCCUCGGCAUCGCGCCCUCGAUGGAGGUGAACGAGUUCGUCGACCAUGUGCUGCAGGUCGUCUACUCGGCGGGACAGGACACGCCCGGGCGGCGGCUGCUCUUCACGUCGUUCGACCCGACAGUCUGCACAGCGCUGAACUGGAAGCAGCCCAACUAUGCCGUUAUUUUCGCGUCCUAUUGCGGUCUGGAACCGGAUCACAAGCUCGCCCCCGUCGACCAAGGCGUCGAGAACGACACGAGGUGCCUCAGUGUCCGCGAGGCGGUCAACUUUGCCAAGACGACGAAUCUCCUCGGCGUCAUGCUCGAGGCGACGACGCUGGCGGCCGUGCCGUCGCUGGUCGCCAGUGUCAAGGACGCGGGGCUGUUACUCGCCACCUUUGGCAAUGAGGAGGAUAUCAACCACCUACGCCUCGGAGCGAGUGACGGAAGGACCGUCGACGCCUUCUCAAGUCAUGGCAUCAUGAAGCUGGUCAUCUAA